This is a messenger RNA of Adineta steineri, 1080 nucleotides long. The record is from the annotation of a GenBank genome assembly. NCBI's taxonomy places the organism in Eukaryota, Metazoa, Rotifera, Eurotatoria, Adinetida, Adinetidae.
AUGAGCAUGACAUCUGAUCCAAUAACUUCAAAUUUUACAACAGAUGAUACACCAGUAGUGGUUACAACUUCAUCAUUACAACUCGGUAUUUGGAUUACAACAGGUUGCGCAUGCUUCGCUUAUGGACUUGGUUUUGUUGGUAAUGUUUUAUCGUUAAUAAUAUUUUGCACACAAGAUGAAUUUCGAAAAAUUUCAACAGGACUUUUAUUUAUAUUAAUAACAAUAUCAAAUUUUAUUCAUUUAUGGACAUUAGCUUCAGAUUAUCUCACUCUAUACAAUAUCGCUAUGUAUUCAAAUAUGCUUAUGCAAUGUCGAUAUUCAUAUUAUAUACAGAAUAUCAGUCGUGCAAUGAGUACUUAUUGGAUGGUUACUGUAGCACUUGAUCGUUUGAUUCGUACUGAAUAUCCAAUGCGUUCAAAAAAGAUAUGUACCAAGCAAAACGUAAUUAUAAUAAGUACAAUUUAUUUUGUUAUUUUUGCUGCAUUUUGGUCAUUCUAUCUCGUACCAGUAAGCAAUCUAAGUUUCAUAGCAGGCACUUGUGCUUCUAUUCAAUCACCAGCGCUUACUUAUUUUUCGAAUAAUAUUCAUUUACCUCUGCGAGCUGUACUAGUUUGUCUUAUUCCAGUAAUACUAAUGGUUUUGGCAAAUGCACGUAUGAUAAUGAAUGUUCGUCAGUCAAGAAGACGUGUAACAGAUGGUACCACAAUACCUUCAUCAGAUAUGAAUAUUCCAGUGGCUAGUAUAUCAAAUUCUUCACGAAAACAGUCUUAUCGAAUGUCGGCACUUGAUCGAAUGUUAUUUUAUAUGAUGUUAGCCAAUGCAAUUACAUUUAUUACAACACAAGUCCCAUAUCAUCUUUUUAUAUGUGUACGAAAUAAUGUGCCUGGAUUACCCUCAAAUACUUCUUCAUUUAUACGUGCAGUACUUUUAAUUUGGUCAAGUCUUUACUUUGGCAUUGCAUUUUACUUUUAUUGCUUAGCAUCACCAUUAUUUCGACAAAAAUUUAUUAAAAUGCUGAAGAAAGCCAUUUGUCUUCAUGGAAUAACUCACUCAACAGCACAUAGGUCAAGAAUCCAUUGA